AUGAAAAUAUUAGACUCUCAAGGCAAACCCGUACCAAGACACAAAUUCAUCAACUCCCAAGGACCACCCGUAUCAAGAAAUCAAACCAUCGGCUCCCAAGGACCACCCGUACCAAGACACGAAUUCAUCAACUUCCAAGGACCACCCGUAUCAAGAAAUCAAACCAUCGGCUCCCAAGGACCACCCGUACCAAGACACGAAUUCAUCAACUCCCAAGGACCACCCGUAUCAAGAAAUCAAACCAUCGGCUCCCAAGGACCACCCGUACCAAGACACAAAUUAAUCAACUCCCAAGGACCACCCGUAUCAAGAAAUCAAACCAUCGGCUCCCAAGGACCACCCGUACCAAGACACGAAUUCAUCAACUCCCAAGGCCAAUCCGUACUAAGACAUCAAACCAUCAGCUCCCAAGGACCACCCGUACCAAGACACAAAUUAAUCAACUCCCAAGGACCACCCGUAUCAAGACAUCAAACCAUCGGCUCCCAAGGACCACCCGUACCAAGACACGAAUUCAUCAACUCCCAAGGACCACCCGUAUCAAGACAUCAAACCAUCGGCUCCCAAGGACCACCCGUACCAAGACACAAAUUAAUCAACUCCCAAGGACCACCCGUAUCAAGAAAUCAAACCAUCGGCUCCCAAGGACCACCCGUACCAAGACACGAAUUCAUCAACUCCCAAGGACAAUCCGUACUAAGACGUCAAACCAUCGGCUCCCAAGGACCACCCGUACCAAGACACGAAUUCAUCAACUCCCAAGGACCACCCGUAUCAAGACAUCAAACCAUCGGCUCCCAAGGACCACCGGUACCAAGACACGAAUUCAUCAACUCCCAAGGACAAUCUGUACCAAGACAUCAAACCAUCAGCUCCUAA
This is a messenger RNA of Pecten maximus, 879 nucleotides long. RefSeq names its product extensin-3-like. Bases 1 to 879 code for a protein of 292 amino acids. The transcript has a single exon. The record is from RefSeq and is a predicted model, not a curated record. Lineage: Eukaryota; Metazoa; Mollusca; Bivalvia; Pectinida; Pectinidae.